UCGAUAUGGCAAAGUCUCUGAUAAUCAACAGAGCUCUUCUUGUCUUCACGAUAAAUUUGCUCGGCCUUUUAGUUCAGCCGAGCUCAGCCCAACUCCGUCAAAACUACUACGCCAACAUCUGCCCUAACGUGGAAAGCAUUGUCCGAAACGCCGUCACAGCAAAGCUCCAGCAGACCACCGUCACCGUCCCCGGCACCCUUCGCCUCUUCUUCCAUGACUGCUUUGUCAACGGUUGCGACGCGUCGGUGAUUGUGGCGUCGACGGCGAGCAACACGGCGGAGAAGGACAACUCCAUCAACCUCUCCCUCGCCGGCGACGGCUUCGACACCGUGAUAAAGGCGAAGGCUGCUGUGGAUGCCGUCGAGCAGUGCCGCAACAAGGUCUCCUGUGCUGAUAUCCUCGCCAUGGCUGCCCGCGACGUCAUCUCCCUGUCCGGCGGACCAUCGUAUGCGGUGGAGCUGGGAAGGCUGGACGGGCUUAGCUCAACGUCGGCGAGCGUGGACGGUAAGCUGCCUCUGCCGACAUUCAACCUUAACCAGCUCACAGCCAUCUUUGCGGCGAAUGGGAUAUCUCAAACGGACAUGAUCGCGUUAUCAGCGGCCCACACAGUUGGUUUCUCACACUGCGAUAAGUUUUCAAAUCGGAUCUACGAUUUCGGGGGCAAGGCCGGUUCGAUCGACCCAAGCUUGAACCGAACAUAUGCAACACAGCUGCAGAUCCAGUGCCCACGCAAUGUAGAUCCAACCAUUGCUGUUCCGUUGGACCCAGUCAGCCCACGGGUCUUUGAUAACCAAUAUUAUCUAAAUUUGCAGCAAAGAAUGGGCCUUUUGAGCUCCGACCAAGUUCUUGCCGAGGACACCCGCAGCAGGCCUACAAUUAAUAAUUGGGCUGCAAACUCGGUUGCCUUCAAUCAGGCCUUUGUGGCCGCCAUAACCAAUCUGGGCCGUGUCGGUGUAAAGACCAACCCAUCGGAAGGCAAUAUUCGUCGGGAUUGCACCGUGCUCAAUUAAUUUGCACGAACCGCCGUGAGAGUUUGUUUUUAUAAUUGCGCCAUGCUUAAUUAUAAAA
Molecule: messenger RNA, 1068 nt
Organism: Dendrobium catenatum
Lineage: Eukaryota; Viridiplantae; Streptophyta; Magnoliopsida; Asparagales; Orchidaceae
Product: peroxidase 51-like
Exons: 4
Coding region: 6-1010 (334 amino acids)
Biological process (GO): hydrogen peroxide catabolic process; response to oxidative stress
Molecular function (GO): peroxidase activity; heme binding
Source: RefSeq, a predicted model, not a curated record